Drosophila rhopaloa is the source of this 4133-nucleotide messenger RNA. RefSeq names its product transcription factor Sp9 (gene Sp1). The record is from RefSeq and is a predicted model, not a curated record. The transcript has 3 exons. Bases 901 to 3096 code for a protein of 731 amino acids. Gene Ontology annotation, molecular function: RNA polymerase II cis-regulatory region sequence-specific DNA binding; DNA-binding transcription factor activity, RNA polymerase II-specific. Lineage: Eukaryota; Metazoa; Arthropoda; Insecta; Diptera; Drosophilidae. Gene Ontology annotation, biological process: regulation of transcription by RNA polymerase II.
GCCUUUGAACGAUCAGCGACGACGGCGUUACUUUUGGCGCGGAUCAAGCAGCGACACUUUUUUUUCGUUGGCAGGCGCCUCCUGUCACCAAACAAACAAACAACCAACCAACCAACCAACCAAACAACUAAACAAACAAACAAGCAACAAACAAACCAUAAACAAACAUAAACAAGCCAACAAGCAGACAAGCUUAACAAACAACUGUGCAUUUUUGGUUCGAGUUUCCUUUAAUUUGAUCGCUUACAUUUCUUUUUUUGCCUGUGUUCCUUACAAAAAAUCAAUAUAUAUAUAGAAAAAAUAUUGCUAAAAAGAGAUAUAUAUAUAUAAUAUAAGCACAAACCCAGUGACAAUAAGAGCAGUCAAACAUUGAAAUUGUAACAAUCAGCAAACAUCAGCAAACAACAGCAAACAAAUCAGCCGACGGCCGAGUGAGAAAAGUGCAACGCCGACGGACUCGAAAAGAUACAGAUACGGAUAUCUGGGCGCUGGGCUAAUCCUUUCGCGAUUUUGCCCAUUUUGCUUUUUUUCUGAGUGCGUGUGUGCUUGUGCUGUGCUGUGCUUGCCAAUCCAUAUGUCCAUGUCCUUAAUGUCUUUUUCCCUUACCUCAAACCAGUGAGCCUGUUCUGCAACAAUAGCCAUAAAGAAUACAAUAUAAACAAAACAAAAUAUCGAAACGAUACGAAAACGAAAAACGAGACGAGACGAACCCAAAUAAAAACCCGAAACAAUUGUGAACCCAAGUGGCCGAGAAAUAAAAGGCAGUCGCCACGAAAAAAAGACACCAUCAUUGUGCGCCUCAAAUUGACAGCGGCAACUGCAGCAGCAACGACAACUGCAACUGCAACUGCAACUGCAGCAGCAACAACCGCAGCAGCAGCAGCAACAUCCACGGCAAAGAUGCUAACGGACAUGACCCCGACCGCCGGUCAGCUCUACGGAUCCCAGAUCCCAACCAUGGGCAUGAACAUCACCAACAUCGCCACACACUUGCAGAAGCCACAAGUUAAUCCGGACCAUCCCAGUUUGAGAGGAACUCCGCUGGCCAUGUUGGCCGCCCAGUGCAACAAGCUCUCCAACAAAUCCCCGCCCCCGCUGGCCGACGCCGCCGUGGGCAAGGGCUUCCAUCCGUGGAAGAAGAGUCCCAACUCCCCGGCAGCGGGAUCCAGUGGCUCCUCCGGCGGAGGAGGAGGCGGCGGCGGAGGAGGCGGUGGCCAGCACUCGCCCUGCGCCAUCUCAGCGGCCAGCUCGUCGAGCUCCAGCGGCUCCAGCGGAGGACAGUCCUCCAGGAGCCUCUCCUCCAGCGCCAGCACCAUGGUGAACAUCACAGCUAGCAUCUAUCCUUACAGUCGCCCCCUGGCCUCCUCCUGCGCGGCGGUGGGCGGGGGCUCGUCCGGCUCCUCCUCCUCCUCCGGCGCCUCCGGCUCCCAGUCCGCCUCCUCGGCCUCGGCGGUGGCGGCGGCGUACGGCGGGGACCUCUACUUCCCCAACGCCUCGUCCUCCAACAUGGACAACCAUCACAUGCACCAGGGUCUCCUCGGCAAGGUGGAGGCCGGUGCGGCCGCCUUUGGAGGCGUCUAUUCACGUCACCCCUACGACUGGCCCUUCAAUGCGGUCACCCACAAGGAGGCGGCCAGCGUGAACUCCGGCUGGUGGGACAUGCACAGUGCCGCCGGCUCCUGGCUGGACAUGGGUGGUGCCGGCAUGCACUCCACGAUGGCCAACUAUGCCAGCGAGAACUACAGCUCGGCCUUGAGUCACUCGCUGCUGGGAUCUGGCCAGCAUCUGCUGCAGGACACCUACAAGAGCAUGCUGCCGGGUCAGGGUGUGGGCGUGGGCGUUGGUGUGGGCGUGGGCGUGGGCAUGGGCGGCUUCUCACUGCCCCAUAGUUCACCAUCGGCGGCGGCGGCGGCGGCUGCAACGGCUGCGGCGGCCGCCGGUGGGUCACCCCAGGGUGGCUCACCGUCCACACCGUCACCGAGAUCACAGCGACGGUAUGCGGGCAGGGCCACCUGCGAUUGCCCCAAUUGUCAGGAGGCAGAGCGCCUGGGUCCCGCCGGCGUCCAUUUGCGCAAGAAGAACAUCCAUUCGUGUCACAUACCCGGAUGCGGCAAGGUGUACGGGAAGACAUCGCAUCUGAAGGCUCACCUGCGGUGGCACACCGGCGAGCGUCCCUUCGUGUGCAACUGGCUGUUCUGCGGCAAGCGUUUCACACGCUCCGACGAGCUGCAACGGCACUUGAGGACGCACACCGGCGAGAAGCGCUUUGCUUGCCCCGUGUGCAACAAGCGCUUUAUGCGCAGCGACCACCUGGCCAAGCACGUGAAGACGCACAAUGGCACGGCCAAUGGCCAUCAGGCCAAUGGGCUGAAGAAGGGCUCCUCGGAGUCGUGUAGCGACUCGGAGGAGGCCGCCAACCAGUCGGGCGAGUCCAACGGGCUGGGCGGCGUGGGCAGUGGCCCACAGACGGGCGGGGUCGGUGGCGGCGGGGGUGGCGCCAGUAAUGGUGGCAACAAUAAUAAUGUUGGCAUCUCUGGCACCGGCUCGGGAUCGGGGGCCACCGGAACGGGAUCGGGAGUGGGAGCUGGUGCGGGUGCAGGAGGUGGAGGCGGCGGCGGUGGCUCCUCCUCCGGCAGCUCCAAUUCCAAUUCCAAUUCCGGUGGCUCGAGCGGUUCCGUGUCCGGUUCCGGUUCGGGCAGCCAUCCCGGCACCCCGACCUCGCUGCACGCGCACAGCGCCAAUGGCACGUCCAGCAGCCUGCUGGGCGGCGGUCUGCACCUGGCCACGCCGCACCAGAUGGUCGCCGCGGGCGGUUCGCCGGUGAUGCUUCACCAGCAGCAGCAGCAUCAGCAACAGCAGCAGCAGCAGCAUCAGCAACAGCAGCAGCAACAGCAACACCUUCAGCAGCAACAUCAGCAACACCAUCAACAACAGCAACACCACCAGCAGCAGCACCAUCAGCAAUUCGGGCAGCAACAGCAUCCCCAUGCCCACCACCUGCACCACCAUGCCCACCACUCGCACCACCUGGCCACCGGUGGUUCGCCCGGUCUGGAUCCCAGCUCCCUGGUCGACAUCAAGCCACCCAUGGUUUGAGGAUCGCUGGGACCCUUCCUGUUCACCAACUAAAGCGACAGCGAAUGGGUUCCACACCUGCACACCAUAUAUAUAUAAAUAACGAUAUCAUUUUCGAUUCAAAAGCUAUCUUGCGGUUGUACAUAUAGCCAGCAGAUGUCUGUACAUAUUCAAACAAAACGAGAAAAGGAAAAGAAAAAAGAAAAAAGCCCGCUCUAUGUGUCUAUCGCGCUAAUCCCAGCACUAAACUAAAUAUAUAUAUAUAUAUAUAUAUAUAAAUAUUGCUUAUAGCCUAUUGUAGCCUAAGCCAUUUCUAGAAUAUCUAGUUGUCCCCUUUGACAGAGAGAGAGGAUUUUUUUUUUUUGAUUUUUUUUACUAGCCCUAUGGAUAUGUAAUUUUUUUUCGUAGGUCCUAAGCAUAUAUACGAUAUUAACCAAGAGACAAGCUUCGAGCACCCACAAAAAAAAAAAUAAAAAAUAAAAGAAAACAAUUAUGCAAUUCUAAACGAAGACACCUAAAUAUAUAAAAAUAUAAUAUAUAUAUAUAUGGAUAAUGAGCGGGGGAACAUCAUAAAUAUAUUUCUAGUCCAAUUAUGAAGUGUGAGCGAACCAAAAUUGUAAAAAAAAAAAAACGAGCAGGGGGGGUUUUACACUCUAGCCCUUGUAAAUUAGCAUAUGUCCCUCAAUUAUUUUUGCUAACCCAAUCUGACGAACGGAUCGACGAUCAAUACAAUCGAGGAUAUCUUAGACGCUAGUGCUUUAAUCGACCCAACUAAAACCCAAGCUAAACCUAAACUAAAUGUGUUUUGUUGUUUUAUUUGAACUUAGGCUUAGAGCAGAUACUUAGAUACUUAGCACACACACAUUCACACACACACACACGCACACACACACACACACAGCACGGAUGCAACAAGGACUUUGGCCAGUCCUCCGAAACGUAGGCCGCAUCAGCAAUUUAUCAUCUUCGAUUACUUUUUUUUGUCUAUGUAAAUUAAUUAUUUAAAAUACGAAUAAACUAUUUAAAUUUCAUUCAAAAUAAAUGUACAACAAAACGCU